Molecule: messenger RNA, 1505 nt
Organism: Paramecium pentaurelia
Lineage: Eukaryota; Ciliophora; Oligohymenophorea; Peniculida; Parameciidae
Source: the annotation of a GenBank genome assembly
AUGAUUAAUAAAUAAAGUAAGGGCUAUCAAUUGCCUUUAAGUAAAAGUGAUGAUCUAUUGUUUGUGCAUGAUGUGGAUUAAGAAUAACAAUAAAAUUUUCGUGAAUCACAAUUAAGAAAAAACAGUUUACACAAUUUUGUUUUAUAGAUACCAAAGGAAUAACAUCAUAGAAGGAACUCACAUAAUUCUAUUACAUUUAAUGAUGAGAACAAAAAAGUAAAAUUGGUGUAUGUAUUUAUUCUUUAAAUUGCAGUCAUACUAAGAAAAAAAUUCUAACUCAAAUUGCUUAAUAUGGGUAUAAUGUUUAUAUGGCAGAAUACAUAAUCUAAAAACAAAAAAUUUUAUUGGAAUAAGAUUAUUAAUUUGUAUUGGAUUUAGUAAUUGAAAAAAUUAAUUAGUUUGAGGAUUAGUAUAAAUCCUGUUCUGGCUUAAAGAUUAAGAAAAGUAAUUUAAAAUAGGUUGUUCCUAUAUAAAUUGAUGAACAAUAAUAAAUUCAAUAGUUUGUAGUGGAAGAAACAAGAUAAGUACAAGAAAAAGAAUUAAAAGAUAACAAUGAUUACUGUGGUAUUUGUUUAGGUGAGUUUAAAAAUAAAUAAAAAGUAUUAAAUUGUAAACAUGAGUUUUGUUAUGAAUGUAUACAGAGUUAUCUAGAUAAUAAAAUUAAGAUUGCUUAAGUUUUAGAAAUUGAAUGCCCUCAAUUAGGAUGUGACAAUUAUUAUAAUGAUGAAAUCAUAAAGGGCUUAGUUAAUGAUGAGUAAUAUCAAAAAUAUGAUAAAUUCAAGAAAAAGAGAUUAUUAGAAAAAGAUGAGACUGUUAGGUGGUGUAUUAAACCUGGAUGUGAUAAAUAUAUAAAGGGUAAAAGUAUGUUUAGUAAUACUGUAAAAUGUGAAUGUGGAUAAGAGAUAUGUUAUGAUUGUCGUAGAGAAGAUCAUCCUGGUAUGACAUGUGAAGUAUAGAAUUUUAAUGAGAAAAUUAGGAAGCAUUAGACAAAUUUUAUGAAUUAACUUUGAAAUAAUUGGUGAUUUAACGUUGUCCAAAAUGUAAAGCACCAAUUCAAAAGAAAGAAGGUUGUAAUCAUAUGACAUGUUAUCAAUGUCGAUUCCAAUUUUGUUGGUUAUGCAGAGCUAGAUACACAAGAAUGCAUUUUGAUUCAGAUAAUUGCUUUGGAUGUCCAGGUAAUAGAAUGUUAUUAUUAGUAAGAUAAGUAAUUUUCUAACGAAGAGCCCUAUUCUCGAUCAAGAUGGAAGAAGUAUGGAGGUAUCAUUUUCGAAUUAUUUGCCACCAUACUAAUUCUGCCUUUAAUUCCAUUUAUUUUGAUCUAUUAUAGCGUAAUGACUCCACUGAAGUUAGUAAAACAUUUUAAUCGACAAUAUUAUAAACAAUUAGAAGAUGGGGAUAAAAUGUGUUUACUCAUAGUCGGAAUAUUAUUUUUCCCUGUAAUUUUAGUGUUCUUGAUCUUUCCAGGACUACUUCUAUUAGUUGCGUAUAAAAUAAAAUAUGAUUGA